Messenger RNA from Betta splendens (Siamese fighting fish), 4371 nucleotides. Its product is annotated as NACHT, LRR and PYD domains-containing protein 3-like. Lineage: Eukaryota; Metazoa; Chordata; Actinopteri; Anabantiformes; Osphronemidae. Gene Ontology annotation, molecular function: protein binding. The transcript is spliced from 11 exons. The coding region runs from base 171 to 3377 and encodes 1068 amino acids. The record is from RefSeq and is a predicted model, not a curated record.
AAGCAGCUGUAGUCCACACAAACCGAGCUAAACGCCUUAACGAGGCGGCGCGCGCUCCCGCGUGCGGAAAUCAAUUUCUGGCAGACAGUCACUUUUGGCACGACACCGGACGGUUCGGACGGGAACGUUCGACCGACUGACAGCAUAUGUGUUAAGGAUUAAAUUCCACCAUGAGUCAGUCAGAGGAGAAACAUGAAGAGGUGCAAGUCAGGACCCUGUCAGAGGAAGACGGCGCCGAGAGAAAUGUAGACUGUGUGUCCAUGAAGAGUAACAACUCCAUGGAGCCUCCUGUGGUUUUUAAAGGAAAUGAAGAGAACAGCUGUGUGUCCCUGAGGAGUAACAACUCCAUGGAGCCUCCUAUGGUUUUCAAAGAACAGUCAGUUCCAGAAGUCCAUGAGGGAAAAGUCGAUGGCACUGACAGUCAGACACAACUGGGCUCCAUAUUUAUGUGUCUUGAAGAGAACAUUAAUGCUUUCAUGAAAACUGAGCUUAAGAAGAUCCAGAGGGUUCUGAGCAGCGAUUACCUCCAUGAAGUGGAGGACGAGGGUGAGGAUGAAGAGGCAGAUCAGUGGAAGAGCUUGAGAGAAGCUUUUCUACAGAUCGCACUGCAGUUCCUGAGAAGCAUGAAGCAGGAGCAGCUGGCAGAUUCUCUGCAGAUCAAAUCCCAUGCUGCUGGGUGCCAGCGUAAAUUCAAGUCUAAGCUGAAGCAGAGGGUCCAGUGUGUUUUUGAGGGCAUUGCUAAAGCAGGAAACCGGACCCUUCUGAACCAGACCUACACAGAACUCUACAUCACAGAGGGAGGGACCGGAGAGGUCAACGACGAACACGAGGUCACACAGAUUGAACGCGACUUCAGGAAACCAGACAGAGCAGAAAGAAGCAUCAGACAAGAAGACGUCCUCAAAGAGUCCGCUGGAGGAGACCGACCCAUCAGAACCGUGAUGACCAAGGGAGUGGCUGGCAUGGGGAAAACAGUCCUAACACAGAAGUUCACUCUGGACUGGGCUGAAGGCAAAGCCAACCAGGACAUCCACUUCAUGUUUCCAUUCACCUUCGGAGAGCUGAACGUGCUGAAAGAGAAAAAGUUCAGCUUGGUGGAACUUGUUCAUCACUUCUUUCCUGAAACCAAAGCAGCAGGAGUUUGCAGCCUCAAAGGGUUAAAGGUGGCGUUCAUCCUGGACGGUCUGGAUGAGAGUCGGUUUCCUCUGGACUUCAGAAACACCAAGGCCCUGACUGACGUCACAGAGUCCAGCUCAGUGGAUGAGCUCCUGACAAACCUGAUCAGGGGGACGCUGCUUCCCUCUGCUCAGCUCUGGAUCACCACACGACCUGCAGCAGCCAAUCAGAUUCCUCCUGGGUGUGUUGACAUGGUAACGGAGGUCAGAGGCUUCACUGACCCGCAGAAGGACGAGUACUUCAGGAAGCGAUUCAGAGAUGAGCAGCAGGCCACAACAAUCAUCUCCCACAUCAAGACGUCACGAAGCCUCCACAUCAUGUGCCACAUCCCAGUCUUCUGCUGGAUCACUGCUACGGUUCUGGAGAAUCUGCUGGAAACCAGUAAGGGAGGAGAGCUGCCCAAGACCCUGACUGAGAUGUACACCCACUUCCUGGUGGUUCAGAUUAAGGUGAAGAACAUCAAGUAUGAUGGAGGAGCUGCGACAGAUCCACCCUGGAGUCCAGACACCAGAAGAAUGAUCGAGUCUCUGGGGAAACUGGCCUUUGAGCAGAUGCAGAAAAAAACCCUGCUGUUCUAUGAGCCAGACCUGACAGAGUCUGGCAUCGAUGUCAGAGCCGCCUCAGUUUACUCAGGCGUGUUCACACAGGUCUUCAAAAAGGAGAGAGGCCUGUAUGAGGACCAGGUGUUCUGCUUCGUCCACCGGAGCAUUCAGGAGUUUCUGGCUGCUCUUCACGUCCAUCUGACCUUCAUCAGCUCUGGAGUCGACCUGCUGUCAGAUCAGUCGGCCUCCUGGUGGCCUAGUCUGUUUGGGAACGGUUCUGAUCUUAGCCGCCUUUAUCAGAGCGCAGUGGACGUGGCCUUACAGUGUCCAAACGGACACCUGGACCUGUUCCUCCGCUUCCUCCUCGGCCUUUCACUGGAGACCAACCAGACUCUGCUACGAGGCCUGAUUCCCCAGACAGGAAGUAGAUCACAGAUCAAGCAGGAAACAGUCCAGUACAUAAAGAAGAAGCUCAAUGAGGAUCUGCCUGCAGACAGAACCAUCAACCUGUUCCACUGUCUGAAUGAGCUGAGGGACGAUUCUCUGGUGGAGGAGAUCCAGCAGAACCUGAGAUCAGGACGUCUGUCCACACAGAAACUGUCUCCAGGCCACUGGUCGGCGCUGGUCUUCAUCUUACUGUCAUCACAACAAGAUCUGGAUGAGUUCGACCUGAAGAAAUACUGUGGCUCAGAGGAGGCUCUGCUGAGGCUGCUGCCGGUGGUCAAAGCCUCCAGCAAAGCUCUACUAAGUUGCUGUAGUCUGUCGGAGAGAAGCUGUGAGGCUCUGUCAUCGGUUCUGAGCUCCAGGUCAAGUCUCAGAGAGCUGGACCUGAGUAACAACGACCUGCGGGACGCAGGAGUGACGCAGCUCUGCCGAGGACUGAGCAGCCCACACUGUGAAGUGGAGACGCUCCGGUUGUCAGGCUGCCUGAUCACUAAGAAAGGCUGCGCUGCUCUGGCCUCAGCUCUGAGCACCAACCCGGCCCAUCUGACAGAACUGGACCUGAGCUACAACCAUCCAGGAGACUCCGGUGUGAAACUGCUGUCUGACGGACAGAAGGAUCCGAACUGGAGGCUGGACGCUCUCAGGAUGGAACCGGGAGGAUCACGGUGGGUCAGACCGGGUCUGGGGAAGUAUGCCUGUGAACUCAUCCUGGACACAAACACAGUCCACAAGAAACUGAUGCUGUCGGAUCAUAACAGGAGAGUGACGAUGGGGAGAGAGACGCAGGAUUAUCCUGAUCAUCCAGACAGAUUCAAGCACUGGAAGCAGCUGCUGAGCUCAGAGGGUCUGAGUGGCCGCUGCUACUGGGAGGUGGACUGGGAGGGAUGGGUUUAUAUAGCUGUGACUUACAGGAGUGUCAGACGGAAAGGAGACAGUGACGACUGCUGCCUGGGAGCAAACGCUCAGUCCUGGAGUCUGGGCUGCUCAGAUGAAACAUACUCCGUCCAGCACAAUAACGUUACAGAAGUCCUCUCUAAGCCUGGUUCUCACCGCGUGGGCGUUUACCUGGACUGGGCUGCUGGGACUCUGUCCUUCUACUGUGUCUCUGACAGGAUGAGCCACAUUUACACCUUCAGCACCACGUUCACGAAGCCCGUUUUCCCUGCUUUCAGGAUCAGGACGGAACCUUUUGAGUCCUCAGUUACGUUGUGUUAGAGUCCAGGAGAGGAAGCUGGACACUGUCAUUUAGUGUCUGUACGGAUCUUAACAAAAACAGACAAACAUCAGCGUUGUGAAAUCUUUCAAAGAAAGCUUUUAUUUUUCAUUUUUAAAACGGAGGUUAUGUGAGCUAUAACAUGCGUUUGUCCUGAGGUCUUGUUUCUGCACUUUGUUUCUGGAUUUGCUUCUUCUAGCUCAGCUUCAGUCUCAUCCUCAGAUUAUCGCUGAUUUCAUAAACUGGGAAUAGAAAAAUGCUAAAUCAGGCAUUGAAAUUUAUUAACAUUUGUUAAUUAUAACGAUACUGUAUAUUGUCAGUGUAUUGUCAGCAUCUACUAACUAUGAACACAUGAGCAGGGUAAGAGCCCAUCUUCAUCUUUUAUAUUAAUUUUUGACUUGUAGAGUUAGAAUUGUGGCAAAUACAGAAAUAAAGUAAGCUUAGUUGUUUAUAAUGUUUCUAUGAGAGCAGAUGUCAUAUUGCUGGUAAAUGUUCAUGUAUGACACAUGCAUGUAUUCUCCAUGGAACGUUGUUGUAAAUUUGUUAUUCUUGUACACAUUGUAAAUUAAGGUUUUUGGUACAGACCCAAUGAAAGUGAGAAUGAGUCUAAGGCAGAGGUUAAAUUCCAAUGCAUGAUUCAAUGAUAACUAUCGUUAUGACACAUGAUUCACACACUGGCGACAUUCAAAUCCUUUAAACUCACCUGUUUGAAAGAGAAACUGGCUACUUGACAGUCACACGGCAAAUUCAUGAUGUGGGCCCAGAAACGCUCUGAGACAGGAAACCGACACUUAGAACCCAAGUCAACAAAAGAUGAGGAACGUGUGUAUAGAACACCUUCAACACUCCUGAGCAGCAACCUUUCUAUUCAGUUUGGUAAAUAUGGAAUCUACAAAACCUACUGAUCAUUACUGUUGAUAAUAAGCCUGAUUAACACAGCGCAUGAUUAACUGCAUAGAUACAUAGAACAUAUGCAAUAAACAUGAGCCAAUGACA